UUUGUAACCUACUGUUACGAUUUGCGAAGUCGCUGUGGUGCGUUUAGUUCUCCUCCGGUUUAGACACAUUUUCUUCCCUGCUGUAACUAACGUUAGCUGCCUAGUUAUCUCGCUAUUGUAGCUAACCUUUUUAGACCACUAAUGUAGUUUACUGGGGGGGAGGGGGGUUGUUAUUUUUUAUAUCACGCCAGUUAACAAGCUAAUGUAGCUAGAGAUAACUACAUAGGGAUAUCCUGCUAAUAAAUAGCAGUUUCUUGCUACGUCACUGCAUCAGUGUUAAUCUAUAAUGGAGAAGGUACGAAAGGUUCUUGUGCACCUGUCCAAGGAUAACACAGCACCGCAGUGCGCCCGGUUUGUUCAGAGCAUUACUGGACACUUUAUAGGCAAUCUCGAUGACCAAACAACUGUGAAUUGUUUCCUAGUAGACAAUCGAUUUAUUUUGUGUGAAGGAAACCGUGAAGAGGGCGUUCCCCUUAAGAGGGCGCCGUUCUGCCCGAUCAAAUACCUCUCUCACUCAGAAGCGGCCUCCAUACCGCCAGAUACACUCAGUCGUGGAGUGGACGUGGGUGUGGCUGUCCUACUUCAGUCAGCCAAUCAGAGAGUGUUGCUGACCAGGCGAGCUCCGACACUCAGAAUCUUCCCUAAAGUGUGGGUCCCGCCUGGUGGCCACGUGGAACUGGGGGAGAAGCUGGCGGAUGCAGGCUUCCGGGAGCUGAGGGAGGAGACAGGACUCUCACUCAGCCCAGAGGACAUCUCCUCCUCUCGGUUGCUGGGCCUUUGGGAGUCGGUGUAUCCGCCCAUGCUGUCUCGAGGACUUCCCCAAAGGCAUCACAUCGUCACCUACAUGCUGCUGUCCACUCACCUUACACACCUGCAGCUACAGUCCUGCCUAAGGCCAGAGGCUGCAGAGGUGAGUGGGUGUAUGUGGUUGGACCCAGACCUUGCAAAGGUCAUCGUGUCUGCCGUGGAUGGAAAGGAGGAGUCUGUUCAUGUACCUGCCAGUCUGCCUGAAGCUGUGGGCGUGACUGCCGUGUCUCCAGAUGGUGAGAUGAGGGAGUCCACGCUGCCAGUGUUGGUGUUUUGUAACCGAGCCCCGGCUCAGGGUGAGGAUGUGGAGCGGGUUAGUACCGGAACCAAGUAUGCCUUAGAACUCUGGCUGCAGACUCUGGAAUCUCACUCUGAGAAGAGCUAAUUGCAGAAGAAUCUCUGCCUUCCGGCCUGGAUCUGUGGAAAAAGUACACGAAUACCUUUAGGACAACAGCACCACCUGCUGGCCAGGAAUCCUUUUAGCCGGUUCUGGUUGUGUUCGCUGUCUUUGUGCCUGCAACCAAACAAGCGUCUGAGCGUUGUCAAGAAUAUUUUUAAAGUCUAAUCACAAAGGAACUGCCAGAGUCAUUUGUAAUACACACGUGUGCCUUAUGUGCCUUUUUCUUGAAUAAGGUGCUUAUUUAAAAAUCUGUAAGGAAUUGUAAUGUAAUUCAUGAAAAAAAGUUUGCCACAUGGAGGGAGUAAAGAUGUCACCUUCAGCACUGACUGCCCUUUAGUUGGUUGAAAAGUUGAUAGAAUUUUGUUCUUCGCAUAGACAGUCCAACCAUAUUAACAAGAGUUAUAGACAGUUAGUUUUGACAAUUUUCAUUUAUUCUGAUUAAUUAGAAAUGCUCCAUAUUUUUUAUGCUUUUGUUCUAUACUAAACCAGCCUUUUGCAUACUGACUUGAUACAUAAAGCUCAAAAUAGCAUAAGCAAGAAUACAAAUGUACAUCUAAAGUGGUAAAUGCUCCUGUUGCAUGACUGCAUCAUGAUCAACAGACCUUUUGUGAAUUUUGAUUCCUCAACCAAAUGUAACAACAGAUGGCAUACUAUUGCAUCACAUGCAUUUGCAUGUACUGGCCCAAAAACUGUCAGUAAGAUGCGGAUACAGUGAUGUCUUUGGCUGUUUCUUCCUCAGAUGGUCAAAACGCAUAGAAACUUAUGUGUGUGCUUGCACAUAACAAAGAAUAGAGGUGGCAUAUAGGGUGUGCUGAAUAAGUGUCUUAUAAGGACCAUCACCACUCCCAUGCUAUGUGGGUCAUAUUUAGACUGCCAGUGAGAUAAUGCAUUACAUUCCUUUUUUGUUUGCUGGACAAAACACUUCUGUUUGAAUUCAUGAGAUGUGUGAUAUAGAAGGCUGUUCCCUGAGGCUAUGACCUCUUCUCAAACUAAAGGUAAUUUCUUUUAUGGCUUCUGUCAGUUCUUUGAGAUCUUCAGAUAACACUUUCAAAACAAUACAUCAUAAUCAUUCAUUUUCUCUUUUUGCUUAAACAUUUUAUAGUAUAGUUUAUUUCUUUCAAAUAAACUGAUAAUAUAAAUUUGAACUCAAUGCUCAAAAUUGUUAAAAUGUUGACAGACAGAUGGUCAGAAUAUUAAAGUUUUCAAGGAUAA
Messenger RNA from Electrophorus electricus (electric eel), 2419 nucleotides. RefSeq names its product nudix (nucleoside diphosphate linked moiety X)-type motif 17 (gene nudt17). Lineage: Eukaryota; Metazoa; Chordata; Actinopteri; Gymnotiformes; Gymnotidae. Gene Ontology annotation, molecular function: NADH pyrophosphatase activity. Gene Ontology annotation, biological process: NAD+ catabolic process; NADP+ catabolic process. The record is from RefSeq and is a predicted model, not a curated record. Gene Ontology annotation, cellular component: peroxisome; cytosol.